This is a messenger RNA of Didymodactylos carnosus, 2133 nucleotides long. The record is from the annotation of a GenBank genome assembly. Lineage: Eukaryota; Metazoa; Rotifera; Eurotatoria; Philodinida; Philodinidae.
AUGGGACUUGAAGAGAAGAAUAAAAUAGUUAACAAAUUGAUUAGUUUGAAUAUAGAUCCAGUAUUUGUCUUACGAACUCGUCAUGGUAUAGUAUUUAAUACUAUCGUAAAAAAUGUUGAAUCAACACUGAAGAAAACUGUUGAUGAUGUUUUGAAUUGGAAAUUAACGAAUAUGUUUGUGAUCUGUGAUCCAGUUAAAUCAAAACAUUUUCUUCAAAAAUUAUCUACAAUGCAAAGUCUAUCACCACGUAUCAAAACACAAAUAUACUAUUCCAAAUUGUAUGUUAAAAAUCAAACAUUAUCAACGUUUGGUGUUGAAUUAACGUUAUCAAUGCUGUCUCAACGAACGUUAUGUGGUAUUAACCUAUAUAAAUCAAUUGAUGAAUUAUUAAAAAUGGAAAAAAGUUCGAAUGUUUAUGUUAUCCAGUAUAAAGUAUUAACAUAUGAACAAGGACAAACAUUUGAAUUGAUCAAUGGGCCACGUUCAACGGUUACAAACACACGUUUGAAAACAGCGUUUGAUUUUGACGCGUCUUAUAAUGGUUUUCCCCGACAAGUAUUACCUCUGGCUAUUAUCGAGUUUCAAUGUUCAUCCGAUAAUUUCUAUAAUGUUAUUAAUAGAUAUUUUGAGAAUGUGGAACAUUGUCAAUUUGAUAGUUCACUUUUGAUAACCACUACAGAUUCAGACGAAGAAGAGUUAAUAGUCGAGAAAGAAAAUAAUGAAAUAACUGAACAUACAGUACAACAGGAAGAAAUUAUUGAAUCUGUAAUAAGAGACGAUAUUAGUUGUUCAGUAUCACCAUACUCAUUUAAAGAAAUGUCAUUAUUCGCAUUCUUGUUAAGUAUCUGUCUUAUUCAAUCUAUUAUUCAUUAUUCACAAGCAGGCCAGUGUUCAAUUCACAAUGGUCCAGAUUAUCUUUCAUUUGUUGAAAGAAAUAGUAACAACAAACUGCGUGUCUCAGAUUUGAUGAACAAUUUAGAGAAACUUUUUGGUUUAUCAACAAACGAAAGAGAGGAUGAUGACACUACAUUUCCAUUGUUUCAAACAACAAGACUUCUUGACAUUCCAUCAUCAACUUGCCUAAUUCAUAUUCGUGGUAUCGACAGUCUGUUUGAUCAUGGUAUUUCACUACUUGAUAAAAAAUCGGAAGUACAAAAUCUUCAAAAGCAAUUAACUAAACAAAUAUCAGAAAUGGGAAAAAAGGCAACAAAUAUGCCAACGAUUAAAUAUAUUGUUGUUGAUUGUGUUGAUUGCAAAAAUAACGAAGUAAUAAAUGAUGAUUUUGUACAAAAGUUACAGAAACAAUUAAAUAAUACAAUACGAAAGCUUGUUGCGAAAGAUCCAGAAGCGUUAACCUUAUCUUUAACAACUCAAUAUAGUCAUAUUCGUCGAAAACGACUAGCCGCUAAAGCGGGAAGAAUGCUUGAAACGAAAUAUUGGAACGUAUUUGCUAUGUUAGAUACAUUUGAAUUGGAAAAAAUUAUGUUUGCCUGUGUAUUUGGAUCAGGCAGCGAAGUUAUCUAUGUAACAAAAGAUGAUGACGUUUAUGCUUUCGGAAACAAUAACCAUUGCUGUUUAGGACUAGGUGAUGAUAUAGCGAGUUUUGAACCGAGAAGAAUAGAAAUAUUAUGCCAGAAAAAAGUGAAAAAUAUCGCUUAUGGUUUUGGACCGCAUGUUCUAGCGUUAACAGAAGGUCACAAUUCUUAUGGUCAAGUUGGUAAUAAUAGUACAACACAUGUUUCAACGCCUUAUUGUCUAUCGACAUCGUUUUUCAAUGACAAAAAGAUUCAAGUGAUUGCAUGUGGCCAUUAUUAUUCAGCUUGUAUUGCAGUCGACGGUGAGAUCUACAUGUGGGGACACAAUAAUUGUGGACAACUUGGAUUAGGUUCAACACAAAAUCAUAUUACACCGAAAAAAGUCCAUUUUGUUUCAGACUUUAAACGUAAACCAGUGUCAAUAUCAUGUUCACAAACAUCUACAUUUGUUUUGUUCGAUAAUGGUGAAGUAUUUGCAUGGGGGUAUAAUGGAAAUGCUCAAUUAGGAAUUGGAAAUAGUAUGAAUCAGACAACACCGUUCAAAAUAUCUUUUCCUGCAACACAUGAUAUUAUUAUUAUACAGGUUAAGAACAUUUAA